Molecule: messenger RNA, 1054 nt
Organism: Moneuplotes crassus
Lineage: Eukaryota; Ciliophora; Spirotrichea; Euplotida; Euplotidae
Source: the annotation of a GenBank genome assembly
UUAAUAAACUCAUAUUUAAAAAUGGAGGACUCUAGCACAAAUUCGAUGCUUGAGCCAGCUUUACGGGGAAUUUUCCAAAAACUUCUGAAUUUAUGCGAUAAUUUCCAAGGCCAGACCAAGAAUAAUUAUCAAGCAGAAGCAGAGGCAAUGAAGUGUCUCUUUGAGAACAAAAUUAACCAACUGAAACUUCAAAUUAUGGUUCUUCAAGAAGCUAGUCAGGCAGAUUCCCUCGUUCAGUUGCGUGACCGUGUAAUCGAAGAUCAGAAGAAAGAAAUCAGCUCUGUAAAGAAAGAGCUCCAGAGAGUCAAGAUGCUCUAUGUCAAGCACAAAGUUUCUAUUGGAGAUUACAAGAAGAGAGUGAGAGACUUAGAAUCAACUAACCAAAUUUACUACAAAAAGAUUUCAGAAAUGGUCAAACUCAAUGAGAAGCUUGAAAAUGGGUAUAAAACCAUCCUCGCCACUAAGAAAAAUCAGGGUGAAAACUCUGAACUUAAAAGCUCCUUUAAUAGUAUCAUCAAAAUUAAUAAAUAAGGUUUUUGCCGAGAUCAAGAAGGUUAUCAAGGAGAAAUACGAAGAGUUGAAGAAGAACCCUCUUGAUGAUCAUAAAGCGUUAGCAGAUAGUUUACAAAGUCCUACUUCGCAGUUCAAAAAGAUAUUAAUGUCUCCUCCACCACAGGCUAAAUCUGUGAGUAUGCCAAGAGAGCUAGAAUCGUCUUUGAAGGGAAGCGAAUUUCAUUCAAAACCAAAGUUUGCCACAACUUUAAGCCAAGAUAGAUUAUUUGCCAGUUGAUUAAAGGAAGUAGCCAAGAAGGUCAAGGAAAGGAACAGCCUGAGAAACCUACAGUCUUAUUACUCAAUGAGAAAACCUGGAAAUGACUGGAAAAUGACCCGGGAUGAGAAAAAGUUCUUAGUCGAAACAAUGGUGAGUAAGUACGAUCAGCAGAGGAGAUUGUCAGACAGCUCAUCCAAUAUGACUACAGUCAAUAACUUGAGAGCAAAGAGGCUUUCAGUAACUUCCUUACUAAGCCAAAAGCUAGAAUAAACUUUCAAAAUA